This is a messenger RNA of Rodentolepis nana, 258 nucleotides long. Lineage: Eukaryota; Metazoa; Platyhelminthes; Cestoda; Cyclophyllidea; Hymenolepididae. The record is from the annotation of a GenBank genome assembly.
AUGAAGAUCUACCUUCCAAUCAUUCUCACCGUUUUGGCUCUAGUGGCCGUCGCUCGUGCUGAAGACGACGACGAUAGUAAAUUCUCAGCAAAGAAUUUGAUGAAAGGCGUGUCCUCCGUUCGGAAGUUCUUCAAUGAGGAUCCAACUGGCCAAACAAUGAAAGAAAUUGCCUUGAAGGUAGCAGAGCUUGGCUCUCAAGUGAGAAGAAAGAUACGGGCUGGAUUGAAAGCCUACGUGAAAGCCCUUCUAGCAGAGUGA